Messenger RNA from Panicum hallii, 1693 nucleotides. RefSeq names its product myb-related protein 330-like. NCBI's taxonomy places the organism in Eukaryota, Viridiplantae, Streptophyta, Magnoliopsida, Poales, Poaceae. The coding region runs from base 198 to 1424 and encodes 408 amino acids. The transcript is spliced from 2 exons. The record is from RefSeq and is a predicted model, not a curated record.
CAUCACCAUAUAUAUACAACACACACUCAGGUCCAUUUCCCCCUUAUCUUCCACACCUACACACUGCUUGCUUGGAGAUCAUCGAUCGACCUCAUGCACAUUCCCUAGCUUGCACUACUACUAGAUCGCCGCAGCUACGCGCACCGGCGUCCGCACGUGCGAGAUCAUCAUCAAGGCAAGAUCAGAUCAGAACAGCAAUGAGGAAGCCGGAGGGUCCAGCGGCGGCGAACAGCUGCAAUGCGGGGGCGGCGGCGAAGCUGCGCAAGGGGCUGUGGUCGCCGGAGGAGGACGAGAAGCUGGUGGCGUACAUGCUGCGGAGCGGGCAGGGGUCGUGGAGCGACGUGGCCCGGAACGCCGGCCUGCAGCGCUGCGGCAAGAGCUGCCGCCUCCGGUGGAUCAACUACCUCCGGCCGGACCUCAAGCGCGGCGCCUUCUCGCCGCAGGAGGAAGAGCUCAUCGUCAGCCUUCACGCCAUCCUCGGCAACAGGUGGUCUCAGAUCGCUGCCCGGCUGCCGGGGCGCACCGACAACGAGAUCAAGAACUUCUGGAACUCCACCAUCAAGAAGCGGCUCAAGAACUGCUCCUCGGCCUCGUCGCCGGCGGCCACCGACUGCCCGUCGCCGGAGCCUACCAGCAAGGUCGUCGCCGGCAUCGACAUCAGCGGCGCCGCGAGCUGCCCGGACCUCGCCGGCCUGGAUCAUCAUCAGGACGGCGGGCACCACCACGCUAUGGUGACGACAGGCGGCUUGUGGAUGGUGGACUCAUCCUCCUCCACUUCCUCGUCGACCUCGCCGAUGCAGGGCCGGCCACCGUCGGCCAUGGCAGCGGCGGUGGCGAGGAGCUACGGCGGCCUCCUCCCGCUCCCCGACCAGCUCCGAGGCGGCAUGGCGGCCAACGCGUCGCCGGCAGGGUUCUUUCACGGCCAAGCGGCGCCGUUCAAGCACCAAGUUGCCUCAUUUCACGGCGGUUACUAUGUCAGCGCUCCUCAUCACCAUGGGAUGAUUUCAACAAUGGAUGGAGGAGGAGGGUGCUUCAUGAGAGGAGAAGGCCUCUUUGGUGUGCCCCCUCUGCUAGAGGCCAUGUCAGCACAAGACCAAGACCAUGCCCAGACAACCCUAAUGGCCUCAAGUGGUGGUAACAACAACCCUAAAAACAACAGCAGCAACAACACUACUGAGACUACUGCUACUACUACCACAACAGUGAGUAACAAUGAGAGCAACAUCACAGACAACACCACCACCAAGGACAACAUCAACACCAUGAGCCUAGUGAACAGCAGCAGCAGCAAUGUGGCUGCUGUCUACUGGGAGGGGGCCCACCAGCAGUACAUGAGCAGGAAUGUCAUGCAUGGGGAGUGGGACCUGGAGGAGCUGAUGAAAGAUGUGUCAUCCUUGCCUUUCCUUGAUUUCCAAGUUGAAUGAUUGGGAGGGCCCAUCUCCAGCUGGCUGCCAACAAUGCAAAGGAGUAGUACAUAUAUGCAUAUAUACACAACUAUACAUAUAUAUAUACAUACGUAUACGUUAAGAUUAGUAUUUUUUUCCAUCCUUGACAUUAUUAUUCUCUCGGCCAAUGUAAAAGAUUUUCUCUUCUCACACCUACUUCACCUCACUUUUGGUCCUACUAAAUAUCUUGGAUUCAUCCUCCUGUAUACAGGCAUUGUUCAUGCCAUGCAAAUAAUAAUUAAAUCAAA